Schistosoma curassoni is the source of this 18417-nucleotide messenger RNA. Lineage: Eukaryota; Metazoa; Platyhelminthes; Trematoda; Strigeidida; Schistosomatidae. The record is from the annotation of a GenBank genome assembly.
UAAAGGCUUAGAUCAAUGUAUUUUAAUGGGAAGUACGUCAAAAGGUUAGAAAAAAGAAAAUAGAGAUUGAAAUAAAAUUAGCUAAAACAUUAUUAAAAUUGCUGAAUCAGAAUUGUUCAAAUUAUAUUUUAGAAUAGUGAAGAUUCCCAUUGUGGAAAUUUGAACAACACAUAUAAGCGAACAAUUGUUUUCAAUUAGAUCGUCAUCAGGCUUUACUCUAAUAUACAUGAAUAUUUAUACGAAAAUGUUAAACCAAUCAAGGCAAUAUGGGUCAAUAAUCACUAUGAAAUAGAAUAAGUCAUUACACAUAAUAGGUAAAAGUACAAGUUGAUAGUAGUAGGAAGACAGGUGAACUGAUAAUAGUGAGAAUAAUAAAAUACAAUAACAAAACUCUUACCAAUAGUUAAACGUCGGGAAUAGAAGGUCAAACAUGGGUAAAUAGACUAGGAAUAGUAAUCACAAAACCUUAAAAAUCAUUACGUAAUAAGAUGUGUGUAAAUAAUUAGAUAGUGAAGAAUACAAACGGCAAGAGGCGGAAAAUUUCAUUGUGAUUGUUAACCCAUAUUGCCUUGAUUGGUUUAAAAUUUUCGUAUAAAUAUUCAUAUAUAUUAGAGUAAAGCCUGAUGACGAUCUAAUUGAAAACAACUGUUCGCUUAUAUGUGUUGUUCAAAUUAUAUUUGAAAAAGGGUCGAAGAAAGAUCAUUACAUAAUUACAAUUUAUUUUAAAAUACUAUACUGGUUUAUUUAAAACAAUUAGUCCAUUUGAUAAAUUUCAAUAAUGCAAUGAGAAGACGAAGUUUAUCAGAAUUGUGUGAUAUAUGUUUUAACAAUGUCUUAACAAGCAUAUGUGUAAUCAUAAUGGUUUAUAUUUUUAUACUUUUCUUAUGUUUCUUUAUUUAGUCAGUUACAACAUGAGAGUCAGUCUCAGUUGGAUCAAUUGAUAAAUCGUGUGAAAAGAUGGAGUAGCCGAUAUGAACAUGAACCGAAUGUUGAUUCUAGUAUAACCAAUUCUAGAAUAAGUUCUAGUUUAAAAUCUAGUACAAUAUCUGACAAUUGGACAGGUAAUAAUCAAAUGUAUCCAAUAGAUGCAAGAUCACCUCAAUCUAUAGUGAGAGAAACAUCACGAUUAUCGUCUAGAACAAGAUCAGAAUCAAUUCCAUGCCCAGCACUUGAUGCUAUUACACAAAUCGGUGUUACAACCAAAACAUCAGGGACUCAAAUUUCUGAUGACGACGGUGAUGGUGGUCGUAAUAAAAUAGAUUUAUGUGUAUCUAAAAGACAAUUUGUGCCAGCGACGAUUCCUGAAAGAAAACAAGUAAGAAAUGCAAUAACUCAAAUUGGAGUUUCAAAAGUCGAUGCAGGCACACAAGAUGACUAUCAUGGAUACAGUCCUAAGCGUUCAGUUAAAGAAGUAUUAUGUCAAAUAGGUCAAAUUACAGCGAAUGCUUCAUGUCAGACAUUAGAACAUUACAAGCUGCAACAAACGCUUAAAAAGCCAACUUUGGAUGCGAUAGUUCAAUCUGGUGUUAUCACUAAGAAUAAUUCCACUCAGUCGGACAGCAUCACAGAAACCGUUGUGAAAAUGGACGUACCUGAAUCACAAAAAGGUGCACGAAAAUACAGCGUACUAGAUGCUAUCUGUCAAAUAGGACAGGUUACACAAACAAUUGGAACACAAAUAGAAAUAGAGAAUACAGAAAGAAAUAAGAAAAAUCUUGGAGUUCAAGCAGAAAUCAAAAAGGUAUGGCAACACCCAGUGAAAACAACUGAAGCCGCAUGUCAAAUAGGUAGGAUAACAAUAAACGCAAGUACGGAGAUGUCAUCAAUGCUCAUCAGUAAUGAACAAAUGAUAAGACAAGAUAUGAAGAAAAGUGAUAUAGUGUGUCAAAUAGGAAAGGUUCAAAUAGCACAAUCAACACAGGCUGACUUAAUUAAGCAUAUGUUACGCAAACCAUCGUCCGAUGUAGUAUGUCAAGUAGGAAGUGUUAUGGAAUCUUCAGGGAUCCAGAUAGAUGAACCUCAUAAAACUUCAAUGUUACUAGCGGGAACUCAGAGUGCCAAAACACCAACAUACACUAAGGAGAUUCAGACAGAUAUGGGAUUCCGAGUGGAACCGAAGUUUGUGUCGAAGGCUGUCAACGAUGUUAUAUGUCAGGUUGGUCAGGUAAACCAUGAAGUAUCCACACAGUCAGUUGAACAUGUCACCGCUAGACCAGCAUACAAGGAUACUGGCAUUGACCCGAUUCACGUGUGGGAAAAGAAGAUGGCCAACGAUGUCGUCACACAAACAGGGAUUGUCCACACAUCGAAAAUAACACAAGCUGAACUAAUACAAGAACAACCGGUGUAUGUGAAGCCAAUAGAAACACAGGAUGUACCGAUAACAUCGUACAAAGAAACCGUAGAUGCCUACCAACAGGCCGACUUAAUUAAGCAUAUGUUACGCAAACCAUCGUCCGAUGUAGUAUGUCAAGUAGGAAGUGUUAUGGAAUCUUCAGGGAUCCAGAUAGAUGAACCUCAUAAAACUUCAAUGUUACUAGCGGGAACUCAGAGUGCCAAAACACCAACAUACACUAAGGAGAUUCAGACAGAUAUGGGAUUCCGAGUGGAACCGAAGUUUGUGUCGAAGGCUGUCAACGAUGUUAUAUGUCAGGUUGGUCAGGUAAACCAUGAAGUAUCCACACAGUCAGUUGAACAUGUCACCGCUAGACCAGCAUACAAGGAUACUGGCAUUGACCCGAUUCACGUGUGGGAAAAGAAGAUGGCCAACGAUGUCGUCACACAAACAGGGAUUGUCCACACAUCGAAAAUAACACAAGCUGAACUAAUACAAGAACAACCGGUGUAUGUGAAGCCAAUAGAAACACAGGAUGUACCGAUAACAUCGUACAAAGAAACCGUAGAUGCCUACCAACAGGCCGACUUAAUUAAGCAUAUGUUACGCAAACCAUCGUCCGAUGUAGUAUGUCAAGUAGGAAGUGUUAUGGAAUCUUCAGGGAUCCAGAUAGAUGAACCUCAUAAAACUUCAAUGUUACUAGCGGGAACUCAGAGUGCCAAAACACCAACAUACACUAAGGAGAUUCAGACAGAUAUGGGAUUCCGAGUGGAACCGAAGUUUGUGUCGAAGGCUGUCAACGAUGUUAUAUGUCAGGUUGGUCAGGUAAACCAUGAAGUAUCCACACAGUCAGUUGAACAUGUCACCGCUAGACCAGCAUACAAGGAUACUGGCAUUGACCCGAUUCACGUGUGGGAAAAGAAGAUGGCCAACGAUGUCGUCACACAAACAGGGAUUGUCCACACAUCGAAAAUAACACAAGCUGAACUAAUACAAGAACAACCGGUGUAUGUGAAGCCAAUAGAAACACAGGAUGUACCGAUAACAUCGUACAAAGAAACCGUAGAUGCCUACCAACAGGCCGACUUAAUUAAGCAUAUGUUACGCAAACCAUCGUCCGAUGUAGUAUGUCAAGUAGGAAGUGUUAUGGAAUCUUCAGGGAUCCAGAUAGAUGAACCUCAUAAAACUUCAAUGUUACUAGCGGGAACUCAGAGUGCCAAAACACCAACAUACACUAAGGAGAUUCAGACAGAUAUGGGAUUCCGAGUGGAACCGAAGUUUGUGUCGAAGGCUGUCAACGAUGUUAUAUGUCAGGUUGGUCAGGUAAACCAUGAAGUAUCCACACAGUCAGUUGAACAUGUCACCGCUAGACCAGCAUACAAGGAUACUGGCAUUGACCCGAUUCACGUGUGGGAAAAGAAGAUGGCCAACGAUGUCGUCACACAAACAGGGAUUGUCCACACAUCGAAAAUAACACAAGCUGAACUAAUACAAGAACAACCGGUGUAUGUGAAGCCAAUAGAAACACAGGAUGUACCGAUAACAUCGUACAAAGAAACCGUAGAUGCCUACCAACAGGCCGACUUAAUUAAGCAUAUGUUACGCAAACCAUCGUCCGAUGUAGUAUGUCAAGUAGGAAGUGUUAUGGAAUCUUCAGGGAUCCAGAUAGAUGAACCUCAUAAAACUUCAAUGUUACUAGCGGGAACUCAGAGUGCCAAAACACCAACAUACACUAAGGAGAUUCAGACAGAUAUGGGAUUCCGAGUGGAACCGAAGUUUGUGUCGAAGGCUGUCAACGAUGUUAUAUGUCAGGUUGGUCAGGUAAACCAUGAAGUAUCCACACAGUCAGAGAUUCCUUCAAUUAUUUCAGUGGGAGUAGAUCCAAGACCAGAAGGUGCUGUAAGGCACCUAGGUUCAUACCAAGUGCCACCAAACACAGAUCGUCAAAGCAGACACGUACAGGCAGAUAUCAAACAGGCAUUUAAACAUAUAAAUAUGCAAACAGAAGAGAUAACUAGAGAAAAUUUAAUAUCGACGAACUUGGUGAGGGCGAAACAGAAAGAAACAUUUGAGGUAACGACUCAAUUCGGUAUAUUAACAAAAGAUAAAGACGUCGAAACAUUCGUUAAAUGUAGUUCAAAAGAAACACAAACCAUAGAAAGUUCACCAGAAGCUGAAGUAAAAAUGAGGAGCCAACAAACGUUCACUCGAAUAAGAAGUAAAAAUUAUGACGUCCAAACACAGUCAGGGACGAUAAAUAUUUCCCAAGCAUUCCAGACAUUAUUAGAUUACAAGCCAACAACAGAUAAACGAUCAACUGGAAUGCAGCACGAAAUGGAUUUCAGAGUGGUGCAAACUACGCAACAUGAACCACAAACACAAGAAACACCGACACAAACUGAGCGAGUGACAUUAAAAGAUGAACAGUCAUUUACGUCAUUCAAAUUGAAAACAUACGAUGUUCAGACUCAGUUUGGAAGUAUGCUUAAGUCACAGGCAGCACAAACGCCAGGUGAACAGAGACCGGUCGUCGAAAUGAAAGACAUGAUUACACAACACGAGAAACGUCCAGAACCAAUUGUACACAAAAAAUUACAAGCAAUAGUACAACCGACCACCAUUAACACAGAGACUCAGACGAUGGAAGAGAGACCACCACCGGCUAUCUUGCCACCAAAGUUAUUCGACGUCCAAACACAAUCAGGAUCAGUGACGAUAGAUUCAGAAACACAAACACCACAAGAACGUAGACCAGUAAUCGAAAUGAAAGAGUUGCUUACACAACACGAGAAACGUCCAGAACCAAUUGUACACAAAAAAUUACAAGCAAUGGUACAACCGACCACCAUUAACACAGAGACUCAGACGAUGGAAGAGAGACCACCACUGGCUAUCUUGCCACCAAAGUUAUUCGACGUCCAAACACAAUCAGGAUCAGUGACGAUAGAUUCAGAAACACAAACGCCACAAGAACGUAGACCAGUAAUCGAAAUGAAAGAGUUGCUUACACAACACGAGAAACGUCCAGAACCAAUUGUACACAAAAAAUUACAAGCAAUGGUACAACCGACCACCAUUAACACAGAGACUCAGACGAUGGAAGAGAGACCACCACUGGCUAUCUUGCCACCAAAGUUAUUCGACGUCCAAACACAAUCAGGAUCAGUGACGAUAGAUUCAGAAACACAAACACCACUAGAACGUAGGCCAGUGGUCGCGACUAAAGAUGCAAGUGUACAUCAAGAAACAAAACCUGUUCAAUCAAUUCCCAAGAAGUUACAGGCUACAGUCGUCCCACCACUUGAAAACAUGGCUACACAAACAGAUUUAUUAGCACAACCUGUUGUCAUGCCCAUGGUGAAAACUACGCAUCAUGAACCACAAACACAAGAAACACCGACACAAACUGAGCGAGUGACAUUAAAAGAUGAACAGUCAUUUACGUCAUUCAAAUUGAAAACAUACGAUGUUCAGACUCAGUUUGGAAGUAUGCUUAAGUCACAGGCAGCACAAACGCCAGGUGAACAGAGACCGGUCGUCGAAAUGAAAGACAUGAUUACACAACACGAGAAACGUCCAGAACCAAUUGUACACAAAAAAUUACAAGCAAUAGUACAACCGACCACCAUUAACACAGAGACUCAAACGAUGGAAGAGAGACCACCACCGGUUAUCUUGCCACCAAAGUUAUUCGACGUCCAAACACAAUCAGGAUCAGUGACGAUAGAUUCAGAAACACAAACACCACAAGAACGUAGACCAGUAAUCGAAAUGAAAGAGUUGCUUACACAACACGAGAAACGUCCAGAACCAAUUGUACACAAAAAAUUACAAGCAAUGGUACAACCGACCACCAUUAACACAGAGACUCAGACGAUGGAAGAGAGACCACCACCGGUUAUCUUGCCACCAAAGUUAUUCGACGUCCAAACACAAUCAGGAUCAGUGACGAUAGAUUCAGAAACACAAACACCACUAGAACGUAGGCCAGUGGUCGCGACUAAAGAUGCAAGUGUACAUCAAGAAACAAAACCUGUUCAAUCAAUUCCCAAGAAGUUACAGGCUACAGUCGUCCCACCACUUGAAAACAUGGCUACACAAACAGAUUUAUUAGCACAACCUGUUGUCAUGCCCAUGGUGAAAACUACGCAUCAUGAACCACAAACACAAGAAACACCGACACAAACUGAGCGAGUGACAUUAAAAGAUGAACAGUCAUUUACGUCAUUCAAAUUGAAAACAUACGAUGUUCAGACUCAGUUUGGAAGUAUGCUUAAGUCACAGGCAGCACAAACGCCAGGUGAACAGAGACCGGUCGUCGAAAUGAAAGACAUGAUUACACAACACGAGAAACGUCCAGAACCAAUUGUACACAAAAAAUUACAAGCAAUAGUACAACCGACCACCAUUAACACAGAGACUCAGACGAUGGAAGAGAGACCACCACUGGCUAUCUUGCCACCAAAGUUAUUCGACGUCCAAACACAAUCAGGAUCAGUGACGAUAGAUUCAGAAACACAAACACCACAAGAACGUAGACCAGUAAUCGAAAUGAAAGAGUUGCUUACACAACACGAGAAACGUCCAGAACCAAUUGUACACAAAAAAUUACAAGCAAUAGUACAACCGACCACCAUUAACACAGAGACUCAGACGAUGGAAGAGAGACCACCACCGGUUAUCUUGCCACCAAAGUUAUUCGACGUCCAAACACAAUCAGGAUCAGUGACGAUAGAUUCAGAAACACAAACACCACUAGAACGUAGGCCAGUGGUCGCGACUAAAGAUGCAAGUGUACAUCAAGAAACAAAACCUGUUCAAUCAAUUCCCAAGAAGUUACAGGCUACAGUCGUCCCACCACUUGAAAACAUGGCUACACAAACAGAUUUAUUAGCACAACCUGUUGUCAUGCCCAUGGUGAAAACUACGCAUCAUGAACCACAAACACAAGAAACACCGACACAAACUGAGCGAGUGACAUUAAAAGAUGAACAGUCAUUUACGUCAUUCAAAUUGAAAACAUACGAUGUUCAGACUCAGUUUGGAAGUAUGCUUAAGUCACAGGCAGCACAAACGCCAGGUGAACAGAGACCGGUCGUCGAAAUGAAAGACAUGAUUACACAACACGAGAAACGUCCAGAACCAAUUGUACACAAAAAAUUACAAGCAAUAGUACAACCGACCACCAUUAACACAGAGACUCAGACGAUGGAAGAGAGACCACCACUGGCUAUCUUGCCACCAAAGUUAUUCGACGUCCAAACACAAUCAGGAUCAGUGACGAUAGAUUCAGAAACACAAACACCACACGAACAGAAAAUAAUCCCAGAUAUAAAGGAUGUGAGUGUAUUUCAUGAGUCACAUCAUGUACAAACAGUAAACAAGAAACUUCAAGCUGUGGUAUACCAUCCAUCUGACGAUGUGUGUUUGCAAACCGAAGAGGUAAGCGUACAACCUGUCAAACCCGUUGCACAGGUGUUUUCUCGAGCUCCGCAAGUUGCACAUAAGCAAACGCAAGCAGAAUGGCUGAAGGUCAAUAUAAAAACAUUUGAUAUACAAGCACAAUCAGGGAUGGUAGUCAAGACACAGUCAACACAAACUAUGCUAGAAGAACAACCAGUAUUCCAAACUGCAGACGUCAGUGUGAUUCAUAGUGAAAAAUCACCUUCACUGGUGAACAAGAAACUUCAGGUAAACAUGCGUCAAUCAGUUGACAACACAAGCACACAGACUGAUCCGAUGACUCAAGUCCCUACUGUAUUACCGAAAACCACGUUCGAUGUUGUGACUCAGUCUGGUACUAUCCACUGUGCACAGUCAGUUCAGACCAUUCCAGAGGAACGACCAGUAUUCCAUACUGCAGACGUCAGUGUGAUUCAUAGUGAAAAAUCACCUUCAUUAGUAGGCAAGAAGGUUCAGGCAACAAUGCGUCAAUCAGUUGACAACACAAGCACACAGACUGAUCCGAUGACUCAAGUCCCUACUGUAUUACCGAAAACCACGUUCGAUGUUGUGACUCAGUCUGGUACUAUCCACUGUGCACAGUCAGUUCAGACUAUUCCAGAGGAACGCCCGGUAUACCACACGGUCGGUGUAGGAGUUGAUCAUACUGGGAAAUUGCAGCCCGUGUUAUACGAGAACGUUCAGGCAACAAUGCGUCAAUCAGUUGACAACACAAGCACACAGACUGAUCCGAUGACUCAAGUCCCUACCGUAUUACCGAAAACCACGUUCGAUGUUGUGACUCAGUCUGGUACUAUCCACUGUGCACAGUCAGUUCAGACCAUUCCAGAGGAACGACCAGUAUUCCAUACUGCAGACGUCAGUGUGAUUCAUAGUGAAAAAUCACCUUCAUUAGUAGGCAAGAAGGUUCAGGCAACAAUGCGUCAAUCAGUUGACAACACAAGCACACAGACUGAUCCGAUGACUCAAGUCCCUACUGUAUUACCGAAAACCACGUUCGAUGUUGUGACUCAGUCUGGUACUAUCCACUGUGCACAGUCAGUUCAGACCAUUCCAGAGGAACGACCAGUAUUCCAUACUGCAGACGUCAGUGUGAUUCAUAGUGAAAAAUCACCUUCAUUAGUAGGCAAGAAGGUUCAGGCAACAAUGCGUCAAUCAGUUGACAACACAAGCACACAGACUGAUCCGAUGACUCAAGUCCCUACUGUAUUACCGAAAACCACGUUCGAUGUUGUGACUCAGUCUGGUACUAUCCACUGUGCACAGUCAGUUCAGACCAUUCCAGAGGAACGACCAGUAUUCCAUACUGCAGACGUCAGUGUGAUUCAUAGUGAAAAAUCACCUUCAUUAGUAGGCAAGAAGGUUCAGGCAACAAUGCGUCAAUCAGUUGACAACACAAGCACACAGACUGAUCCGAUGACUCAAGUCCCUACUGUAUUACCGAAAACCACGUUCGAUGUUGUGACUCAGUCUGGUACUAUCCACUGUGCACAGUCAGUUCAGACCAUUCCAGAGGAACGACCAGUAUUCCAUACUGCAGACGUCAGUGUGAUUCAUAGUGAAAAAUCACCUUCAUUAGUAGGCAAGAAGGUUCAGGCAACAAUGCGUCAAUCAGUUGACAACACAAGCACACAGACUGAUCCGAUGACUCAAGUCCCUACUGUAUUACCGAAAACCACGUUCGAUGUUGUGACUCAGUCUGGUACUAUCCACUGUGCACAGUCAGUUCAGACUAUUCCAGAGGAACGCCCGGUAUACCACACGGUCGGUGUAGGAGUUGAUCAUACUGGGAAAUUGCAGCCCGUGUUAUACGAGAACGUUCAGGCAACAAUGCGUCAAUCAGUUGACAACACAAGCACACAGACUGAUCCGAUGACUCAAGUCCCUACUGUAUUACCGAAAACCACGUUCGAUGUUGUGACUCAGUCUGGUACUAUCCACUGUGCACAGUCAGUUCAGACCAUUCCAGAGGAACGACCAGUAUUCCAUACUGCAGACGUCAGUGUGAUUCAUAGUGAAAAAUCACCUUCAUUAGUAGGCAAGAAGGUUCAGGCAACAAUGCGUCAAUCAGUUGACAACACAAGCACACAGACUGAUCCGAUGACUCAAGUCCCUACUGUAUUACCGAAAACCACGUUCGAUGUUGUGACUCAGUCUGGUACUAUCCACUGUGCACAGUCAGUUCAGACUAUUCCAGAGGAACGCCCGGUAUACCACACGGUCGGUGUAGGAGUUGAUCAUACUGGGAAAUUGCAGCCCGUGUUAUACGAGAACGUUCAGGCAACAAUGCGUCAAUCAGUUGACAACACAAGCACACAGACUGAUCCGAUGACUCAAGUCCCUACUGUAUUACCGAAAACCACGUUCGAUGUUGUGACUCAGUCCGGUACUCUGUCUCUUACUGUUGGUUGUCAAGCUGUUCUUAUAUCGGAAGAUUUUUUGAUGAAAGAUGUUGCUGUUGAUUAUGUCAGAUCGGUCAAUUCUUGUUUCUCUAGAGCUGUUCAAGCUAGCAUACAAGUUGAAAGUAAAAACGUUGAAAUACAGUGUCUGAUAAAAGAUAAACGUGUAAUUAAUAUUCGGAAUGCAGAAGCUCAAUUCGACGUACUUCGUCGUCAGGAAGAAACUCAAACAUUUAGUUUACCUUUAACAACUACGAAAGAAGGAAGUGUUCAGCACGCACCAACGACUACACAAAUAAUAAAUAAAAAGCUACAAGUAACUAUUUCCCAGUCAGUUCGAGAGGCAGCCGCGCAAACAUACGAAUCAAUACCAGUCGUAACAGUACCCACGAUGCAAAGAAUUCAUCACUCUGUACAGACACAUGAAAUAUCAUCACAAACUGACAGUCUAGAAUUUUUUGAUCGUCAGUCCUACGCGCAAAUCAAAUCUCAAACAAAUGAUGUAGAAAUACAAUCAGGAAUCAUUUGCAAAUCACAGGGAUUGCAGACAAAAUUAGAGCAUAAAACAUUCGGAAUGACGAAAGAAACUAGUACACAGUAUGAGGCAGUACAAAGAACAAUGAUAAAUAUAGAUAUUCAGGCAGAUGCUCAACAUCCAGUGUCCAAUACUUACGUCCAAACAGAUGAAAGUCAACUGAUAAAUAUCAGGCAGAAACACCAGACGAAUGUACAGACACAAUCAGGAAUCAUUCAAAAAGAACAGGGAGCACAAACACUAGAAGAGGUCCACAAUACAAUGAACAAGACCGACGUUAGUGUAACUCAUGAACUCAAAAAUCGACAAAUUAACAAGAAGUUGCAAGCAACAAUAAUGUCUCAAAUCAAAGACGUAGUCAUACAAACAGAAUUAGUAGGAACCUCUGCACAUCCAACACCGACAAAACCUACAUUUGAUGUGCAAACACAAUCAGGAUCAGUGACGAUAGAUUCAGAAACACAAACACCACACGAACAGAAAAUAAUCCCAGAUAUAAAGGAUGUGAGUGUAUUUCAUGAGUCACAUCAUGUACAAACAGUAAACAAGAAACUUCAAGCUGUGGUAUACCAUCCAUCUGACGAUGUGUGUUUGCAAACCGAAGAGGUAAGCGUACAACCUGUCAAACCCGUUGCACAGGUGUUUUCUCGAGCUCCGCAAGUUGCACAUAAGCAAACGCAAGCAGAAUGGCUGAAGGUCAAUAUAAAAACAUUUGAUAUACAAGCACAAUCAGGGAUGGUAGUCAAGACACAGUCAACACAAACUAUGCUAGAAGAACAACCAGUAUUCCAAACUGCAGACGUCAGUGUGAUUCAUAGUGAAAAAUCACCUUCACUGGUGAACAAGAAACUUCAGGUAAACAUGCGUCAAUCAGUUGACAACACAAGCACACAGACUGAUCCGAUGACUCAAGUCCCUACUGUAUUACCGAAAACCACGUUCGAUGUUGUGACUCAGUCUGGUACUAUCCACUGUGCACAGUCAGUUCAGACCAUUCCAGAGGAACGACCAGUAUUCCAUACUGCAGACGUCAGUGUGAUUCAUAGUGAAAAAUCACCUUCAUUAGUAGGCAAGAAGGUUCAGGCAACAAUGCGUCAAUCAGUUGACAACACAAGCACACAGACUGAUCCGAUGACUCAAGUCCCUACUGUAUUACCGAAAACCACGUUCGAUGUUGUGACUCAGUCUGGUACUAUCCACUGUGCACAGUCAGUUCAGACUAUUCCAGAGGAACGCCCGGUAUACCACACGGUCGGUGUAGGAGUUGAUCAUACUGGGAAAUUGCAGCCCGUGUUAUACGAGAACGUUCAGGCAACAAUGCGUCAAUCAGUUGACAACACAAGCACACAGACUGAUCCGAUGACUCAAGUCCCUACCGUAUUACCGAAAACCACGUUCGAUGUUGUGACUCAGUCUGGUACUAUCCACUGUGCACAGUCAGUUCAGACCAUUCCAGAGGAACGACCAGUAUUCCAUACUGCAGACGUCAGUGUGAUUCAUAGUGAAAAAUCACCUUCAUUAGUAGGCAAGAAGGUUCAGGCAACAAUGCGUCAAUCAGUUGACAACACAAGCACACAGACUGAUCCGAUGACUCAAGUCCCUACCGUAUUACCGAAAACCACGUUCGAUGUUGUGACUCAGUCUGGUACUAUCCACUGUGCACAGUCAGUUCAGACCAUUCCAGAGGAACGACCAGUAUUCCAUACUGCAGACGUCAGUGUGAUUCAUAGUGAAAAAUCACCUUCAUUAGUAGGCAAGAAGGUUCAGGCAACAAUGCGUCAAUCAGUUGACAACACAAGCACACAGACUGAUCCGAUGACUCAAGUCCCUACUGUAUUACCGAAAACCACGUUCGAUGUUGUGACUCAGUCUGGUACUGUCCACUGUGCACAGUCAGUUCAGACCAUUCCAGAGGAACGACCAGUAUUCCAUACUGCAGACGUCAGUGUGAUUCAUAGUGAAAAAUCACCUUCAUUAGUAGGCAAGAAGGUUCAGGCAACAAUGCGUCAAUCAGUUGACAACACAAGCACACAGACUGAUCCGAUGACUCAAGUCCCUACUGUAUUACCGAAAACCACGUUCGAUGUUGUGACUCAGUCUGGUACUAUCCACUGUGCACAGUCAGUUCAGACCAUUCCAGAGGAACGACCAGUAUUCCAUACUGCAGACGUCAGUGUGAUUCAUAGUGAAAAAUCACCUUCAUUAGUAGGCAAGAAGGUUCAGGCAACAAUGCGUCAAUCAGUUGACAACACAAGCACACAGACUGAUCCGAUGACUCAAGUCCCUACUGUAUUACCGAAAACCACGUUCGAUGUUGUGACUCAGUCUGGUACUAUCCACUGUGCACAGUCAGUUCAGACCAUUCCAGAGGAACGACCAGUAUUCCAUACUGCAGACGUCAGUGUGAUUCAUAGUGAAAAAUCACCUUCAUUAGUAGGCAAGAAGGUUCAGGCAACAAUGCGUCAAUCAGUUGACAACACAAGCACACAGACUGAUCCGAUGACUCAAGUCCCUACUGUAUUACCGAAAACCACGUUCGAUGUUGUGACUCAGUCUGGUACUGUCCACUGUGCACAGUCAGUUCAGACCAUUCUAGAGGAACGACCACGAUUCGAUAAUGUUGAUGUGAGCGUUGAUCAUUUUGAGACUGUGCCUAUUGUUCGGUCAACAAUCUCAUCGACCAUGCAUACUCUUCCAAACACUUCACAAUCAACACAAACCACACCUACUAAACUAGCUGAUACAUUCUGUCAAGCAACGUUAUCUUCUACUACAUACGAUGUCCAAAUUCAAUCUGGAGUAAUGCAUUCAAUAGAUGGGACACAGACUGUCGAUUUAAGGUCACCAAUUGAGAUGAAAGAAAUGAGUGUCGCACAUGAGAAGGAACGAACUGUUCUGAAAGGGAAGAAACUUCAGGUUCAUUGUGAUUCAACUGAUUUGGGAGUCCAAACAGAUCAAAUUACUCCCAUUGUUCGAUCAACAAUCUCAUCGACCAUGCAUACUCUUCCAAACACUUCACAAUCAACACAAACCACACCUACUAAACUAGCUGAUACAUUCUGUCAAGCAACGUUAUCUUCUACUACAUACGAUGUCCAAAUUCAAUCUGGAGUAAUGCAUUCAAUAGAUGGGACACAGACUGUCGAUUUAAGGUCACCAAUUGAGAUGAAAGAAAUGAGUGUCGCACAUGAGAAGGAACGAACUGUUCUGAAAGGGAAGAAACUUCAGGUUCAUUGUGAUUCAACUGAUUUGGGAGUCCAAACAGAUCAAAUUACUCCCAUUGUUCGAUCAACAAUCUCAUCGACCAUGCAUACUCUUCCAAACACUUCACAAUCAACACAAACCACACCUACUGAACUAGCUGAUACAUUCUGUCAAGCAACGUUAUCUUCUACUACAUACGAUGUCCAAAUUCAAUCUGGAGUAAUGCAUUCAAUAGAUGGGACACAGACUGUCGAUUUAAGGUCACCAAUUGAGAUGAAAGAAAUGAGUGUCGCACAUGAGAAGGAACGAACUGUUCUGAAAGGGAAGAAACUUCAGGUUCGUUGUGAUUCAACUGAUUUGGGAGUCCAAACAGAUCAAAUUACUCCCAUUGUUCGAUCAACAAUCUCAUCGACCAUGCAUACUCUUCCAAACACUUCACAAUCAACACAAACCACACCUACUAAACUAGCUGAUACAUUCUGUCAAGCAACGUUAUCUUCUACUACAUACGAUGUCCAAAUUCAAUCUGGAGUAAUGCAUUCAAUAGAUGGGACACAGACUGUCGAUUUAAGGUCACCAAUUGAGAUGAAAGAAAUGAGUGUCGCACACGAGAAGGAACGAACUGUUCUGAAAGGGAAGAAACUUCAGGUUCAUUGUGAUUCAACUGAUUUGGGAGUCCAAACAGAUCACACUAUGUCUACUGUUCACUUGGACAGUAAAUUAACUCAAACUGCUUUAGUUCGUUAUACGGAUGUAUCAUGUCAGUAUACUGAACUCACGAAGCCUUCAUUAACUAGUCAUGCAGUAACGUCCAGAGUUGUUAGCAUUCAAACAGAUGUGCCUUUUUCAACAAACGUACGUGUGGAUCAACGAAACAAGAAAUUCCAAGUGAAUCUAAUAUCGCCUUCAUCACCAAAGACUCUAAUAAAUGUAGCCUCUAUAGGAACACAAACUUCAGAUUAUAGAUACCAGGAUAUAAGUAUUGAACAAGUUGAUAAAACAAUAGUUUCAUCAGUGGAUGCACAUGUGGUUCAUGAUUCAGCGUCUAAUGUGACAAACACUUCACAAGCAAUACCAAAAAUAAAAAUAGAUCAAGAGUGCCAAGUAAAAAUAACUCCUCAACAAUAUCAAAAGAAACUUCAGUAUGGUUCCUCAUUUUCUACAUUAAAAAAUACAUCUUCUCAAACUAUACAGGACAGUUGUCUUUAUGACCAUCAUAAAACUUCUUCGUCAUCAAGUAUUGGAGUUCAGGCAAGUAAUAUACGACCAGUAGUUACAGUAGAUACAGGGACUCAAGAAACAAGACCAAGUGAGACUUCUCCAUCACCUUUACAAGUUAAGAACAAAAAACUACAAGUCUACCCAUCUAAACUUGGUGAACAAGUAGAAGAAGAAUUUACACAUCCUCAAGACACAAUCUCCAAAGGAAUGUCAACCUCAUUAACUGAGAUAACACAAACAGAUGAGUGUUUACUAAAAAAUAUUGAAUGUUUCAAGUGUAUAUCACGGGGAUAUGAUAAGAAAACAAUUGAUAAAGAUAUGCAAUCGGAAGAAAAAUCAAUAAGAACAAAACAAACAGCAUCCAGUACAGUGAAAUCAAACUACUUUACACGUAUUCUCCAAAUGGAAACUAUUCCUGACAAGCCAAAAGCAUCAGACACAUCCGAUGUGCUGAAACUAUACAGAGAGUCCGGCUAUAGAGCUAGGGGUGAAUCAAAGAAUAUCCAAACUGAUACGUUUUUGUUGGGAAGUAUUCAAUUACCUGAAAGUAGGGAAGUGGAUAGCAUAGGAAAAAUUUCGAAAAAGACCACAAUUGUUCAGUUAGAAAAGUUAACUACGGAUAAGUGUGUAGAUACUAUGCCCUUUGAAAAAGGACUUAUAGAAUCUCAAAUAUCCUAUCAUGAUACCCAGAUGUCUGAAAGGAGAAAUAUAAAGUUACUAAAAGAAACACCAUGGUCAGAAGCACAAGUAUCAAAUGUUCUGCAAGAUAUUCAAUAUGAAAUAAGACAUCCUCAAAUAAUAGAUUCAAGUGGAAGUUACUCACCUCAACAAAAUUCAGUUGCAGUUAGUGCACGACCAACUACUCAUAUGCUUGCUCAUACAGAAUCAACAAGCAGAAAUGGAAAUGGAAAGGCUAAGACACCGUAUCAAUAUUUAAAACCAGAUGUUGUAAGUUGGGGAGUACAAUUUGCACCAGUGACACUUACUGGGGUAACGCAAACCACUGAAUCUUCGAAACAUAAGUUAACUAUCGAUUCACCAGUAAAUAUAGGUGUACAAACUGAUGCGAUUGAAGAUGACUAUUAUAUAAAAAGAGUUGUGACGACAAUAGCUAGGAAAGGUUUGUCAUCUUAUUGUCGUCGAGGUCCAGUAGCCAAAAGAAUUGUCGAACACACUGAUCUAUUGACAUCGAGUUUACCUAGUAACCUAGAUGAAGAGUUUGAUGAAGAAACAACAAUUGCACCAAGAACAACGAAGGUCACAACUAUGCAAAAACGUGGAGAUCGUCGAGUAGUACAUGAAGAGUUACUUACAGAGGACUAUAGGGAAAGAGGAAGUUCACUUGACUCUCAUGUAGCCCACGAACGGUUUCUGAGAGAAACACACCCACAGGAUAUCGACUUGCAUGGAAUGCAUGAACAUGAGACAGGCAUAUAUACUGAUGCUGAAAUCUGUUUGCAGAAUUUACUGAAAGUUUGGGGAGAGCAAUACUUGCUUUCUAGAUUAAGAACGAUCGGUAGAUACUCAGGGCUUUCAGUUAGUCUUGAUCGAAGUAUACAUACAGCAGAAAAAUCACGGCUAGUUGAAGCGAAGACACAGUUUACUUCAACGGGAAACUUAGUGAGUCAAAUCAGAAAUCUUGAGAACAUGGGAACACAGACUAGUGAUAUUCUCCUUACCACUCGACCUCCACAUAAAAAUAAACGGAUACAACGUGGUCGUAGCUUCAUUUCUGGAGGAACGAAUCAGCCACCACCGACGCGUAGUGGCUCGGUAGUAAGUCCACUGUCGCCGACUACCGAAGAACUGACAAGUCACCAUCGUCAGCACGGGAUAACAAGCAUGCAGACACGUACUUCUCAUCCAUUUAAUUUGGCCACUACCACAUUUACAGAGACUACACAAGAGCAAUCGACAUUCAGUAUUGAACAUACAGUCCAGACUUAUAUAUGUCCAACAUGUGGGAGUCAAGCUAGUAUCCCAGUGACCGUUCAUUCACAAAUACAACCUCAAACACUUCCAAUAACACAAUUAAAAGACGCCCAAUCACAAACUCGGUUUGUGGGGCAGAUGACAGCUGAUAAUAACUGCACAUAUCUACCAACUUACCUAAGUGAUGAGGAAGUAAUUCGCAUAAAUCAGAGCCAGAAAAUUGAAGACAGAGAAUUUUCGGUGGUGACAUGGCAUCCAGCAGAAAUACGAGAUACAGAACGCCGUAGGGAUAGCGACACAAGUAAUCAGAUACGAGAUGAAGUUUGGGUUGAUAGUCCUGGGAAACUGCUGGAACUCAAAAUAACUGGAGUAAUAGUACCUGGAACAAGCAAAAUCGUUAGCGCAAGUGAAGCGUUUUAUCGUGGUCUACUAAGAGUAGUAUACUGGGAUUAUGAAAAACUUGGACCUAGGCAAUCAUCAGUAGAUUCAACAGUUUCCAUACCACUGGCAGAUGCAGUGAUUUCUAAGGCAGUUCGGUUAGCUAGCGAUAGAAUAUCAACAGAAGCGCAGCCAUCAUUGGAUGCCAAAAUAGUUUGGAGAACACCAGAGAUACAACGAAGUAGGUAUCUAGUACAUUCAAUUAGACCUGAUGCAGGUCAAAACAAACAUAAUCCAAUUAAUCUGGACGUUGCAUCUGCAAUACGAGCUGGUCUAAUUGACAAAGAAACCGGUCGAAUGUUGUUUACACAUUCUGUUUACGAGUCACCAUUCAGUACUGAUUCACCGAUAAGUAAAAAAGGCGAUAGUAGCUCUGACCAAACUGAACGCUUGUCUGUCAGAGAAGCAAUUUUACGUGGAUUUUUAGUUGCAGAAUUAAUAGAACCAGAAUCAUCGUAUAUAACAAAGCAAAGCUUACCAUUUAUUGUCCCAAGCACAAGUUAUUCACACUCUCCGACUGAUGUUGACAUUUGAACUGUUGCUUAAUUAUUAUUAUUAUUAUCAUUGAAAAUAAGCGAAUACACAUGAAACCUGUUUUGUAACCUAGAAAAACUGACCCUCGUCUGUGUAUAAGUAUGGUUCUCUUCCACAGAAAAAGUCGCAUUAUUCAAUCAGCACUACGUUGUAUGCGUGUGUAGCCAAUUAUUUCAAGUAUCAACUUACUCCUUUUUUGUUUUUCGUCGUGUUUUUCCUCUUAAACAACAAAACAAAACGAAAACUAUCACUUACCUAAUCAAAUAUCCAGUAUAAACAACCAUAAAAAUAAUAAUUUCUAUUUUAUUCUUUUUCUGUUGACAUUCUAUUAAUAAUAAUAAUAAUAAUAAUAAUAA